AUGACAAUCGUCGUUUCAGACAACAACGAAGGCCCCGUUGUGAACAUAGCGGCCUGGUUUGGCACCACAGUGAUGGUUCUUGGCGUGUGUACGCGCAUGUGGAGCAAAUACAGUGCUAUGAGGAAGUGGGCCCUAGAUGACGCUUUAGUUAUUGUUACAAUGCUCUUGGGCUGUUCAAUGACAGUUACUAUCACGUUGGCGGUUGCAAAUGGUUUGGGUACACCUCAAUCAUCUCUGACUGAUUAUCAGACAAUCCGGCUUCAAAAGUACGGCUAUGCAUCGCAAUUACUGUACAUACCAGCGCUUUGUCUCACAAAAAUGACAACGCUAGUGUAUCUUCACGUUCUAUCGCCAGAAUGCCGUUUCCAAACGAUGAACAUGACAUUGGAAGCCUUUACAAUACUCUGGAGUCUGGCUGCUGAGUUUGCGAUCGCCUUUCAAUGUCAGCUACCUUCACCAUGGGCAGCUAUCUCCGGAAAAUGCUUCAACACGGAUACUUUCUGGAGAAUCAAUGGAGGGUUCGAUAUCGUAACGGACGUAAUGAUCGUCUUUCUUCCAUUAUACCUCGUCUGGUCCCUUGGGAUGCCUUGGAGAAGGAAAGGCGUAGUUGUUAUGGCGUUUGGUUCUCGACUUCUAGUCAUCCCAUUCACAGCUUGGCGAAUCUACUCCUUCUCUGCCAUCAACCGUCACGAUCAGACCCGCUCGUUGUAUUACGUCUACCUAACCACUACUAUACAACUCAACUUUGCCAUCUUUAUGGCGUGCGUCACAUUCCUCAGACCCUUUCUAGAAUCCACGGCUUCCGGUGGCCUGACGACUGUUGUCAACUCGACGAAGACCUCCUCCACCAGGGACACCCUUAGCUCGCUCUUUUCCUCCCAACCCCGCUCCGAAUACAAAGUCUCCAGACCGAAACCGUCCUACGCAAUGCAGAACUUGAGCGAAGUCGGCUUGAACGAAACCUUGAAUACUACUCCAAGGAAGUCCGAUUCGAACACCAAUGGCUGGCAUACCGAUGCUCCUUCGAUCAAUAGCAACGAAAUCAACCACCCAGCGCACAUAUACGGAAUUGCAAGAUGA
Molecule: messenger RNA, 1080 nt
Organism: Mollisia scopiformis
Lineage: Eukaryota; Fungi; Ascomycota; Leotiomycetes; Helotiales; Mollisiaceae
Exons: 5
Coding region: 1-1080 (359 amino acids)
Source: RefSeq, a predicted model, not a curated record